Pseudovirgaria hyperparasitica is the source of this 471-nucleotide messenger RNA. RefSeq lists its product as uncharacterized. The transcript has 2 exons. Lineage: Eukaryota; Fungi; Ascomycota; Dothideomycetes; Acrospermales; Acrospermaceae. The record is from RefSeq and is a predicted model, not a curated record. Bases 1 to 471 code for a protein of 156 amino acids.
AUGCCGGCGCUUGAUCCACACAAGAACACACGCGAGGAGUUCACGCAGUACGCACUCAGCCAUCCUGUUCCUGACAAUGCCCACAAAGACUGGCUCAAGGAGUUCAACUAUAUGAUGGCGCUCGUCCCGAAACUUGCAUACCACCCCGCGAUGGCGCCUAAUCUACAGCAGACGUACAUGACUCCAGCUGCGGAGAAGAACAGUGUCUACUUCAUGUGGGACUUUGUGUCGCGCACACUCAGCAACCUAUACAACCAAGUCGACCCGGAGCUCAAACUCGAGACCAGGGCAUCGAAGAACGCCUGGAAUGAUGUCCGUAGCAGAGGAAUGAUGGCCACGGAAUUGAUACUGGACACUACACCGGGGAUGUUAGCCAUGAUGACUGGAUCAGCAUACCCCGAACAGAAGGACAAAGAACCUGCAUUUGGAGAGGACAUCCUAGAGCUGUGCAGAAAGUACAAAACCAAGUAA